ACAAUAAAAUAACACUCGGAAAGUUUAAAAGUCGUCGAAAACUCUAGAGAGGUUUAGUCGCGCAGCCUAAACUAAACCCCAAACCCACUUCUACUCUCACAGUGCGUCAGCAAUGGCCGUCUGCCACCACCAAGUUCCCUUCAAGCUCUUCACUCCGAUUCCACCACCAAACCCAAAACCCAUCUUCCGAUGCAACCUCUCUCUCCCCUCCCGACCCACCCUCCUCACCGCCGAGCCCGAACCCCUCUACACCUCCGUCAAGGCCUUCGCCCCCGCCACUGUCGCCAACCUCGGCCCCGGCUUUGACUUCCUCGGUUGCGCCGUCGACGGCCUCGGCGACUUCGUCUCCCUCACCGUCGACCCCCAAGUCCUCCCCGGAGAGAUCUCCAUUUCCGAGAUCUCCGGCGACCACAGCUCCAAGAAGCUGAGCAAGAACCCCAUCUGGAACUGCGCCGGGAUCGCCGCCAUCGAGGUCAUGAAGAUGCUCGGCGUCCGCUCCGUCGGCCUCUCCCUCUCUCUCCAGAAAGGCCUGCCUCUGGGAAGCGGGCUCGGAUCCAGUGCGGCCAGCGCCGCCGCCGCCGCCGUCGCCGUCAACGAGAUUUUCGGCGGGAAGUUGGGCGUCGAGGCGCUGGUGCACGCUGGGCUCAAAUCGGAGGAGAAGGUCUCCGGUUACCACGCCGAUAACAUCGCUCCGGCGCUGAUGGGAGGCUUCGUUCUGAUUCAGAAUUAUGAGCCGUUGGAUUUGCUCCGGUUGAGCUUCCCCUUGGAUAAAGAGCUGAUAUUUGUACUGGUGAGCCCCGAAUUCGAAGCUCCGACGAAGAAAAUGAGGGCGGCGCUGCCGACGGAGAUAGGGAUGGCCCACCACGUGUGGAAUUCCAGCCAGGCCGGAGCGCUGGUGGCGGCGGUGCUUCAAGGUGACGUGGCGAGGCUCGGCAAGGCAUUGUCGUCUGAUAAGAUUGUGGAGCCUAAGAGAGCUCCUCUGAUUCCGGGCAUGGAGGCGGUGAAGAAGGCCGCCAUUGAGGCUGGAGCUUUGGGCUGCACAAUCAGCGGGGCCGGGCCCACGGCGGUUGCGGUGACGGACAAUGCCGAAAAGGGGAAGGAAAUCGGAGAGCGGAUGGUGGCGGCUUUUUUGAAAGAUGGGAACUUGAAAGCUGUGGCGAGUGUGAAUAGGUUGGACAGAGUUGGUGCUAGGCUUGUUAGUAGCAUUCCCAGAUGAAGUGUUGGAGUUGUUCUCGGAAUUUGAGUUGCGCAUUUAGGUGGGAGCUUUGGGUUACUUUGCUUUUGGGGAAGGAACUACGUAUUUGAUCACGGGGCUCGUCUGGUGCAGGCUACCAUAAUGGUGAAGCAUUGAAGCCUGGUCUUGUUUGACUUUAUUCGUUACAUGGCCUAGAAGAUAAAUCCAGUUCAUUAAAUUGUAAAGAAGCGGCUUUGGACAUUUGGGGUGGUUGCUGGUUUGGAAGGGAGUUUGGUGGGUCUCUUGGUCCAGAGAUUUGCUAUUUUCAUGUCUUAGCAGGAAUGAUGUGUGUUACUUUUUUGUGAAUUGGAGUUAAAUUUUCAUUUUUGACGACUUUGGUAUUAGGAGUUUUUCUUGGGGUUUCAGGAACUUGUUUUCCUCUUCAAGACAAAUUUGCUGUCAUUGCAAGAUAUUUGAAUAUCAACUAUUUUUAGCUUA
Rosa chinensis is the source of this 1672-nucleotide messenger RNA. RefSeq names its product homoserine kinase. The coding region runs from base 113 to 1216 and encodes 367 amino acids. Lineage: Eukaryota; Viridiplantae; Streptophyta; Magnoliopsida; Rosales; Rosaceae. The transcript is spliced from 2 exons. Gene Ontology annotation, biological process: L-threonine metabolic process. The record is from RefSeq and is a predicted model, not a curated record. Gene Ontology annotation, molecular function: homoserine kinase activity; ATP binding.